AUGGGGGAGAUGGUGGGGCGAGGGGGCGAAGGGCCCGGCUGCACUAGUUCCUCGCUCGGUGCAUUAAGCCCUUUCUCAGCCAACGUUCUGGAGGACGACCUGCCGCACUCAUUUCGACCUGUCACUUAUGAAUAUCUUGGAACCACCGACCCUUUCGAGCAUCUCUGUCGCUUCAAUAACACUUCGGAUUUGCACCGAUUCACUGAGGGAGUGAAAUGUCGAGUCUUCGCGACUACGCUAGCGGGAGCCGCGCAAACUUGGUUCAGUCAGCUACCUGCCGGCACGAUUGGCGGUUUCGGCCAGCUAAGCGCCUGUUUUAUGGAUCACUUCGCGAGCUCAAAGAAACAGAAGAGGAGCACCCUGACGCUGUUCGCGGUCAGGCAGAGGGAUGGAGAAUCUUUACGAAGUUUUAUCAAACGUUUCAUCUCGGCCACCUUGGAAGUACCAAUCACCUCGGAGGAAGUCUUGAUCAGCGCUCUCGCUCAAGGGCUGCGGGCUGGCGAUUUCUUCACCUCGCUCUCAAAAAAGCCCCCCGCAUCUUUCAAUGCUCUGCUGAAAAAAGCCGAGAGAUACAUGAACGCCGAGGAGGCAGUGCAUAAUAAAUUUGGCGAGGCCAAAGGCAACCACGAGGCGAAAAGGGAAAGGAAGGAGGAUAGAAUGCAGAGACCGACUCAACUCGCGAGAAGGGAGGUGCAGAGCGAGAGAAAGAUAGGACCUCGUUUUGACAGCUAUGCAGCGCUAGUCGCACAACCAGGAGAGAUAUUGUUGUCCAUAGAAAAUAACCCAAAGUUAAAGUGGCCUCGCACGUAUGCAGAAGCACCGAAGAGAAGCCCCACGCAGGGAAGUUUCUGCCGUUUUCAUAAUGAUUAUGGCCACACCACCAAUGAAUGCCAACACCUUUGUGACGAGAUCGAGAGGCUCAUACGUGCAAAGAAUCUACCAGAAUUUGUGAAAGAGGGGAGCCAGCGCCCGCAGCAGGUCCCCGCUCGACGCGCGAGCGAGCCUCGCAAGCCUGAACUAGGAAGGGAGAAGCAGAAUGAGAGGAAGGAACAAGUGGCGCCCGCCAACUUCAUCAGCAUGAUUUUGGGAGGGCCCUCAGGGGGAGAUUCCAAUAGGGCCCGGCGAGCGCACCUGAGGCAGUUGCGAGAGACUGAGGAGUUAUUUGGAGAAAUAGAGGAAUCAGAUCGGGCGAGUCGUGCACACCUCCGACGCUUGUACGAGAUGGAAGCUCAGCUCGAGGAGGUGCAAAGAAUUUCCUACGUUCCACCCAUUAUUUUUGGUCCGGAGGACGAAGAAGGAGUCAGACAGCCGCAUUCUGAUGCCCUGGUGAUUACUACCAUGGUGGCAAAUUCUGAUAUCGAGAGGAUUCUGGUGGACACCGGCAGCUCCGCCGAUGUUAUCUACUACGACUGCUUCAAGAAGAUGAAUAUGAAUUUUGAAUUGAAAUAUGUAGAUACCAACUUGGUCGGGUUCUAA
Messenger RNA from Erythranthe guttata (spotted monkey flower), 1476 nucleotides. NCBI's taxonomy places the organism in Eukaryota, Viridiplantae, Streptophyta, Magnoliopsida, Lamiales, Phrymaceae. The record is from RefSeq and is a predicted model, not a curated record.